AUGUCCAAGACGCAGAAAGAUAUGUUUACACGAGAAGAGGCCGUGGAAUUUCUUCAGAAUUCAUGGAAGAUUAAAAACGUGCUCAAAAGAAUGAAAAAUGAUCGAAAAAACCUUGCCGAUGAAAUAGUCACUCAGAUCCUAGCGAAAGUUCCUUUUCAGAGUCUCUCAUUGGUAGCAGCUAGGCCAGAAGAUCGCAAUCGACCUUCUUUUGAAGAUAUUAAAGCAAGCUGUACAGCAGGUGCAAACAUUUGUAAUUCCUCAUGCGGGAUUUUACAGUCUUACUUUAAUUAUUUCUGUCUUUAACAGGCAAUCACAUUUGAUAGUGACUUGGAUUGAUCUACUUAUUGUAUUGACGUGACAUAUGACUGUUGACAUUGCUUUUUACUUUAUGCUUUCGAAAUGACAGUGGAUUUUUAUUACCCAACCCUUGAGUAGUUUUGUUUUUCAUUUACCCAACCUUUUACUCACUCAAAAUUUUGUUUACCCAACCCUGCCUGCAUAAAUUGAAUAACCGCUCCUUAACUCGUUAUCAACCCACUUGUUCUUGCGUAUAUAUUAAAACUGUUGUUUUUUUUAGGAAUUGGUGGGCUGUGUUACGAGAUGAACACAUUCACAUGGGGUUUGUUAAAAGGUGUGGGGUUCGAUGCAUGCCUGGCUCGCUCCACAGUAACUUCAACAGUUACAUCCCCGGAGAAUCACGCAAUCGUACUGUUAAGAGGCCUUGAGCAAGAUGGCGACCUGUACUUGGCAGAUUGUGGCACAGGCUUCCCCAUAUUUCGCACGGUUUCGUUAGAUUUCACCGAAGAGUCCCCGAUUUUCAAAGAUGGCUUUUUGGAGUACAAAUAUGUCCGGCACGAGGGGAAAAUACUAAGAAUGCACGGCAAAGGGGAUAUGGUGAAGCCAAAUAACCCACCAGUAGAAGGCCUUGAUUUCUUCAUUGGUCGCUGGAGGCGUUUUUAUUCAUUCGUUCCAGAAAUAAAGCCCUCAGAUAUCCUCAGCAAUGAGCACUUCAAAGCAAGCAUCUAUCUUACGCCCUUCACGUCAUCGCCCCGCGCGCUUUGGUUCCCAGGGAAACGUGCUGUUGUCAUCGCGAACAACAAGCUGAUGAUCGAGAAAGAAACUGGAGAAAUGGUGACGACCGUCUUGAAAUCUGAUGAAGAAAUUCUGAAAGCUUAUCAAGAUCAUUUUCCACAACUGAAACAGGAUACAGUACGGCGUGCUUUGGCAGAAUGGCAUCGUGUGUCCAAGUCUUAA
Messenger RNA from Paramuricea clavata, 1254 nucleotides. NCBI's taxonomy places the organism in Eukaryota, Metazoa, Cnidaria, Anthozoa, Malacalcyonacea, Plexauridae. The record is from the annotation of a GenBank genome assembly.